This is a messenger RNA of Truncatella angustata, 1344 nucleotides long. Its product is annotated as SRP40, C-terminal domain-containing protein. The coding region runs from base 1 to 1344 and encodes 447 amino acids. Lineage: Eukaryota; Fungi; Ascomycota; Sordariomycetes; Amphisphaeriales; Sporocadaceae. The record is from RefSeq and is a predicted model, not a curated record. The transcript has a single exon. Gene Ontology annotation, cellular component: nucleolus; nucleoplasm.
AUGGCUAAGAAGGACAACAAGAUCACCAAGAAGAGCUCGGCUCCUGUAGCUGGUGCCUCCAACGCCGCAAUAAACACUUCUGAUGUUCCUUCUGCCCAGCUCAUGGACCUUGUCGAGAACUUCCUUUCCGAUCAGGGCUUCGACAAUGCUCACCGCGAGUUCAAGAAGCACCGCGCCGACAAGGGAUGGAAGUCCCAGGUCGACAAGAAGGCCAAGAAGGAAAAGAAGGGGCAUCACUCCCUCGUCAGUGUUUUCCAGACUUGGGAGACCUUCUCCACCAAGGACGGUACCCCCUUGGUCAUCAAACAGGAAGUCACCAAGGUCAGCAGCGACAGCGAAUCUAGCUCUGACAGCGACAGCGACAGCGACAGCGACGAUGUCGAUAUGGCGGAUGCUCCCGCUGUUGAGGAUGACAGCGACUCUUCCUCAAGCUCGAGCUCGAGCUCUAGCUCCAGCUCCAGCUCCGACAGCGACAGCGACAGCGACAGUGAAGAUGAGGCCGCCGAGGCCCCCGCGUCUACCACUGCUGUAGCCAACUCACGAAAGCGCAAGGCCGAGUCUGACAGCGACAGUUCUUCGUCUUCCUCCGAGUCCGACUCUGAUUCGGACUCGAGCUCCUCCAGCUCUGAGGAUGAGAAGCCCAAGGCUAAGAAGCCCAAGGCCAAGAAGGCCAAGACUGCCGCUGCAAGCAAAUCUGACAGCGAUUCUUGUUCUUCUUCUUCGUCCGAUUCUGACUCUAGCUCUGAUUCAUCCGAUGAUGAAGCUCCUGCCAAGUCUCACAAGAAAACCACCAAGACUACCAAGGAAAGCUCAGAUUCGUCCUCGGAUUCGUCCUCGGAUUCUGAUUCUGACUCUAGCUCCGACUCCGACUCAGAGUCUGAAGAUGAGGUAGCAGCCAAGGUUCCUCUUCCCGACUCCGAUUCGUCCUCCAGCAGCGACUCUGACUCUGAUUCCGACGACGAGAAGAUCAACAAGGGAGCGAAUGAUCAAGCCAUGACUGGUACUGGAUCUGAUACAUCUGCUACUCUCGACAAGACCUCACCGGCAAUUGAGUCUGCCCCUCUUCCUCCUGAUCCAACAGAGUUCAAGCAGAACAACCGGGGCAAGGGUGGCAAGCGACCACAGAACGAGCCCUUUUCUCGAAUCAAGAAGGAUGUUUACGUCGACCCCCGACUUUCCACGAACGAAUACAUUGCGGACGGUUAUGGUCAAAGAGCUCAUGAGGACCUCAUUGUGACCCGAGGCAAGGGCUUUACCAAGGAGAAGAACAAGAAGAAGCGGGGCGCUUUCCGCGGUGGCCCCCUGGAUAUCGGCAGAAACCAGAGUUUCAAGUUCGAGGACUAG